Plenodomus lingam JN3 is the source of this 264-nucleotide messenger RNA. NCBI's taxonomy places the organism in Eukaryota, Fungi, Ascomycota, Dothideomycetes, Pleosporales, Leptosphaeriaceae. The record is from RefSeq and is a predicted model, not a curated record.
AUGUGCUCAAUUAUUCCACAUUCGCGAAAUACCAUAUUCCCCUCCGCUCAGACAAAAAGUCCGCCCCAUGUCAAGCACAUACUGUACAACAAGGUCCCCCGGCCCCGGACCCCCAUACAUAGCAUUCUCCCCUCCCCUCCCUUCUCUCAAACCGAAACUGUACUAGAGAGACUAUCUCAUGGUGCGGUGCGGAGGAUGGAAACCAUGGUUCGUGUCUGCGACGGACGCUUCCGCCACAGGAUACUGUUACUGCAUAUUGCCUAG